GAAAAAAUGUCUAAAUAAAAUGUUAAGGCAACCUCAUCAACUCUUGCUGAAUCAGCAUACAUUAAUGAAAUGCAAUUAUGCUAAUAUAACUUCAGUUUAAAAGUUGGUUAGAAAAUGUUACAAGUAUAAAUUGAAAUAACUCCUGAUUCUUUAAUGAUUGAGGCCAUAGAAACAGCUAUUGAUUAUUUUACUCAAAUAUACUAUGAUUAAGAUAUAAAUGAAAAUGCUGAGAUUUACGAAGUAUUCUCUGCAGACUAAUAAGGAAAUCCUUUGAAAACAAAGUUCAAGACAGAAUAAUUACUUUAAGAAAUAGAAUGUAAGUCCUUUUCUUUAGUUUUAAAAAAGAAAGGCACUCUCUUAUCUAUUUUAAAAUAACCAAUUUUGAGAGAAUCACCAACAUAGGGUACAAAAGAAUUGCCUAAAUUCAGAUAUGACACUACUAUUUCCAAAUGA
Messenger RNA from Paramecium primaurelia, 453 nucleotides. The record is from the annotation of a GenBank genome assembly. Lineage: Eukaryota; Ciliophora; Oligohymenophorea; Peniculida; Parameciidae.